This is a messenger RNA of Hydra vulgaris (swiftwater hydra), 1131 nucleotides long. The record is from RefSeq and is a predicted model, not a curated record. Lineage: Eukaryota; Metazoa; Cnidaria; Hydrozoa; Anthoathecata; Hydridae.
AUGGCAAAUUUGCCUUCAUUUUUGAUAUUAGAGAUCAAGAAUGUGAACAAGUACAAAAAAAAUUUGAACGAAAGUAUAAAUAGAAGGGAAAGGAUUAAACAUCUAGAAGAAUACUAUGAAGAACAUAUAAAUGAAACAUUACCAGAAGAUCAUCACAGAGCAGAUGUAACGUCAUUAAAUAGAAUGCUAGCUUAUUUUGAUGCUGUAAUGGCAGCUUGUGCAACAUUUCUUGCAAUUCCAUUAAAAAAUAUUGAACAUAAAGACCACAAUUCAUUUUCUGAUCACAUUCAUUUAAUUUCCGACAACCUUAUUGAAUACUUUGUUGGAUUUCAUAUUGUUCUUUCAAUUUGGGAAAACAUGAACACUCGAGCAAUUGUAAUAAAACGUGCGGAUGAUUAUGUUUUGGCAUUCGUCAUUUUUGAAAUAUUGGUAACUUCGUUUCUUCCUUUUUCGUUAGCUUUGCAAGGGCAUUACCCUCAUGAGAAAGUUUCAUUUUUAUCAACGUGCGUUGUGUUGGGAAUUCUUCAAAUAAUAGAUGUUGCUAUAGUUUUGUAUGCAAUUCAUUCACCAAAUCUACUUCAUGUUGAUUUAAAAAAUUGGACAAAGCUUGAACUCCGUGAAUUAACAUUCAUAAUGCUUUUUAGACCAUUAGUAAGCUUGCUUUUGCUUAUAAUUGCUGGUGCUUCCGUUCUUAUUCACUAUGGUGUGUCUUGGGCUUUUAUUGCACUGUUGAUCAUUGUACCAUUAAUACGCAAAUUUUAUUGGUUUGUUCGUAGACGUAUAAAUCACUUUGAAGAAACUGAAAAAAAUAUGUUUUUAGAGCAUUUUUCUAAGGGUAAUGUUCCCAAAGAACGAGUUGAAAUUAUGAGCGAUGCAGCUGUUGCCAUUGUUGCUUGUAUACUUAUACUCGAGAUAACGGAUGAAGGGUUUCCCACUAGAGAAGAUGUUAACAAACUUGGUCUUAGCAACAAGUUAAAUUAUAUGACUUCUGAAUUUUUAACGUAUAUUGCUUCAUUUUGCUUGGUUUCUGCUCUAUGCAAAGAUAAUAAAACAGAAAAUACAAGCAAAGAGAAAGAUUUGCAAGCUAAUUCCUUUUCUUCAUCUUGUAAUCUUGGUAGUUACGUGACGUAA